Messenger RNA from Phyllostomus discolor (pale spear-nosed bat), 277 nucleotides. It is a transcript of the gene S100A2, whose product is annotated as S100 calcium binding protein A2. Lineage: Eukaryota; Metazoa; Chordata; Mammalia; Chiroptera; Phyllostomidae. The record is from RefSeq and is a predicted model, not a curated record.
AUGUCCGGCUCCCUGGAAGAGUUGCCCAGCUUUGUAGGGGAGAAGGCGGAUGAGGAGAGCCUGAAGAAGCUCAUGGAAGGCCUGGAUGACGACAGCGACCAGGAGGUACUUCCGGGAGUAUGUAUUUUUCUGGCCCCGAUCACUGUUACGUGCAAUGACUUCUUCCAGGGCUCCCCGGACCGGCCCUGCAGCAGAGCUCUCGGCUCCCUGCCAUGGGUCUCUUGGGCCCAGGAGGGCUUCCUAUUUUUUUAGUUUUGUGCUCAACAAACUUUUUUGU